AUGUCCACCUACGAAGCCAAGCUCUCCAAAGACGGCCAUGUCUACACAAAGAGAGACGGUCUAGUCGGGGGUCUUAAUACUUAUGCUGUCAUUCAACCCCACAGGAAAGUUCGCUCCGUCGAUGAAGAUAGUGUCUGGGAGGCCAUCGUUAUUGGUGCAGGCUACGCUGGAUUAGUUGCUUCCCGAGAUCUGGUCAAAGUUGGGAAGAAGACUUUGCUUGUUGAAGCCCGUGAUCGUAUAGGUGGUCGAACUUGGAGUGCGGAAGUCGAUGGAACGACAUACGAGAUGGGCGGUACCUGGGUUUCGCAUGUUCAUGGCCGUCUGUUCGCAGAGAUGCAGCGUUACGGCCUCCAAGACCAAGUGAUGACGACGCGUACUGAGGAUGGCGGAUGCUCCUACUUCACUCUCGAUACCGGCUCAGGAACGCGCAAGUUCAGCCUUCAGGAGGCCGCGGAGAUGACAGCCCGAGCCUGGCGAAUUUUUAUCAACAUUGACGGUAAUGAGGGACGAGGCAUCUGCCCACUACCUCACUCCUCUCUCGGAAACGUCCGUGUCUCUUUCGACCAGAUCAAAGCAGUCGAUCAGCUAUCGUGCCGUGAUCGUAUCGACCAAAUCCGGCAUCUCCUGACAGCCGAUGAGCUAGCCUUGAUCGAGUCUCUGGUUCCUCAUUGUGGCGGUGGCUCGGUCGAGAGUAUUAGCUUCCUAGAAAUGAUUCGUUCGCAGGCUCUCCAGGGCUACAGCCCCGAGACCUUCGAAGAUAUUUGGACUCUCUACAAGGUUCGCGGGGGCCAGUCCACACUCGCCCGUCGUAUCUUUGACGAUGCAGUCAAACAUGGUCUUCAGUACGCAUUCGAAACUCCGAUCAAGUCGAUCAGAGAGAAGGACAGCAUGGUGUCCCUCACCACAGUCAGUGGCAAAAUCUAUCGUGCUCAGCGCGUCAUCAACACUAUCCCGAUCGCUGUCCUUCCCACGAUCUCAUUUGACCCUCCUCUCUCACCUCUCCGCCGAGAGGCCCUCGAAAUCAACCAGGUCUGCUACCUUACUAAGAUCCAUGCGGAAGCUGAGGGUGACCUUCGUGGCCUCAGGGGAUGCACCUGGCCCGGAGACUUUCUCUACAUCUACGGCGAUGGUUUCUGCGCCGGCGGCAGGUCGACACGCAUCACCUCGUUUGCCGGUGAUAAUCGCGGUGUCCUCGACCCUCUUAAGGAACCAGAGCGGCUGGAGACUGCCCUACAACGAUUCCACCCCAUGAAUAUCAAGAAGGUCGUAUUCCACGACUGGGUCAGCGACCCUUAUGCGAAAGCUGGGGCCGCCUGGUAUCCCGCUGGCUUUCUCACAAAGUACCUGGCUGAGCUGCAGAAGCGCCAUGGGAAUGUCCUCAUGGCUAGCGCCGACUGGGCACACGGAUGGAGAUCUUUCAUCGAAGGUGCCGUCGAGCAAGGUGCCCUUGCCGCCAACGUGGUUAUGGAAGAACUUGGUGUUCUGGGUGCGAAUCCCCCUCCUGGAACAUUAGCAAAGAUAUAA
Messenger RNA from Aspergillus tubingensis, 1524 nucleotides. Its product is annotated as flavin monoamine oxidase family protein. Gene Ontology annotation, molecular function: oxidoreductase activity. The transcript is spliced from 2 exons. The record is from RefSeq and is a predicted model, not a curated record. Lineage: Eukaryota; Fungi; Ascomycota; Eurotiomycetes; Eurotiales; Aspergillaceae. Bases 1 to 1524 code for a protein of 507 amino acids.